This is a messenger RNA of Plasmodium gonderi, 1059 nucleotides long. RefSeq names its product U5 snRNP-specific 40 kDa protein. Gene Ontology annotation, cellular component: catalytic step 2 spliceosome. The coding region runs from base 1 to 1059 and encodes 352 amino acids. The record is from RefSeq and is a predicted model, not a curated record. Gene Ontology annotation, molecular function: RNA binding; protein binding. The transcript has a single exon. Lineage: Eukaryota; Apicomplexa; Aconoidasida; Haemosporida; Plasmodiidae.
AUGGAAAUUGUUCAGGAAAAUCAAAUUAACAUUUCCCCGGAUGAAAAUGAAGCAGUUGCAGGAGUAGAAGGACGAGUAGUUCCAACCGGAGGAGCUGCAGGAGCAGAAGGACGAAUUGUUGCAAACGCAACAGGACAUGGGGUGGAAAGAAAAACAGGUUUGUAUUUUCCAAAUAUGUUAAUAAAUAGUCAUAAGGGAGAAGUAUACUCUGUUAAUUUUUCAUCGGAUGGUAAAUUCAUUGCAUCUGCCAGCUUCGAUAUGACUUUAAUGAUACACAGUGUUUAUAACGAAUGUGAAACAGUUAGUAUUUUGAGAGGGCAUAAAAAUGCAGUGUUAGAAGCUAAGUGGAGUAAAGACGAUAGUCAUAUUUGUAGUGCAUCAGCAGAUUUUAAUGUUUUUUUAUGGGAUGUGGAGAAUGAAAAAAAAAUUCGAAAUUUUAAAGGACAUACAAGCAUUGUUAACGGUUUAGAUAUAAUCAAUUAUAAUUUGAUAAGCACUUGUAGUGAUGAUUGUACCGUAAAACUGUGGGAUUUUAGAUGUAAAAAAUCGAUUCAUACAAUUACGUAUGAUUUUCCACUACUUGCUAUAUGUUCAGAUAAAAAAGGGGAAUUUUUUUAUGUGUCAUCAGUCGAUGAUAAAGUAAAUAGAUACCAUGUCAAAACUUAUCAAUUAAAAGAUACUUUUACUGGUCAUAAGCAUUAUAUAAGUGGCCUAGCUGUUAAUAAUGAUGAAACUAUAUUAGCAUCCCUAAGCGCAGAUGAAACCAUUUGUUUUUGGGAUAUUCAACCAUUUCCUUGUGAUGAAAAAUUAUUAUUUCAUCUUCCAGCACCACCAUUUAACAUAGACUAUAAUUUGAUUAAACUGUCUUUCAAUCAUGAUAAUUUAUUAGGUUGUGGAAGUGGCGAUAAUUAUUUAUACAUUUAUGAUUACAAACAAAAAAUGUUGAAAUAUACCAUGCCCGGUCAUACCAGUACAAUAAACGAUGUUGCAUUUCAUCCCUCUGAGGAUAUAGUAGCUUCUUGCUCUUCAGACAGUACCAUUUUUCUUGGUGAAUUGUGA